This is a messenger RNA of Tinamus guttatus (white-throated tinamou), 1294 nucleotides long. NCBI's taxonomy places the organism in Eukaryota, Metazoa, Chordata, Aves, Tinamiformes, Tinamidae. The record is from RefSeq and is a predicted model, not a curated record.
AUGCACCUAGGUACUGAGUGCGGCGACCAUUAUUUUGACGAUGAGGGCGGGAGAUUUACCAGGGACACACUGUGUGGCUUCCGCUUGACCCAGGCCGCAGGACUGGGCGAAGCUCUCGUGGUUGCUGUGCUGCUGCAGGCCUCUCCUUUGCCCCUCGCCUUCCCCUGCUCGCACCGGCGUCACGAGGCAUUUUGUGGGAGCCGUGCGGAAGGCAGGCUGAGAGCUGGCAGGUUGCGGCUCUACACAGCAAAGCGCUCUCUGUCCGUGUCCCUUCGAAGCAGCGCGAAUCUGGUAGCGCCGUUGGGAUGCUUGGUCUCUAGGCAAAAGCACACUCUUCCCGACUUGCCUUAUGACUAUGGGGCUCUUGAACCUCAUAUUAAUGCAGAAAUCAUGCAGUUGCACCAUAGCAAACAUCACGCCACUUACGUCAACAACCUGAAUGUUGCAGAGGAAAAGUACAAAGAGGCCCUCGCAAAAGGUGAUGUUACAGCUCAGGUGUCUCUUCAGCCUGCACUUAAGUUCAAUGGUGGAGGCCAUAUCAAUCACACCAUCUUCUGGACAAACCUUUCUCCUAAUGGAGGAGGAGAGCCUAAAGGUGAAUUGAUGGAAGCCAUCAAACGGGACUUUGGUUCCUUUGCGAACUUCAAGGAGAAGCUGACAGCUGUAUCAGUUGGUGUCCAGGGAUCAGGCUGGGGGUGGCUUGGCUAUAACAAGGAGCAGGGGCGCCUACAAAUUGCAGCCUGUGCAAACCAAGACCCUCUGCAAGGAACAACAGGUCUUAUUCCUUUGCUAGGAAUUGAUGUAUGGGAACAUGCUUAUUAUCUUCAGUAUAAAAAUGUCCGACCUGAUUAUCUGAAAGCCAUCUGGAAUGUGAUCAACUGGGAGAAUAUAUCUUCAAGAUACGCGUCCUGCAAAAAGUAGAGUGGGGUUCUCGCGCAGACUUCUAAAAUGGCAUCAGUUCUACUUCAACACCACUCUUGUUGUAGUGCCUGUGACUCGCAAAUGAAUUGCUCCACUGCAGAAAAUACUUAAGCUCAUUCAGCAAAAGCAUUUCAUAAUCAAGCAAAGUGUGUGCUUGUCUCUUUUUGAGAGGAGUAUUUACUUAGAUUUUUGAAGCUUUAAACUUGUGCGACAGAGAGACACUUUAAGUAAUCUUUUCCACUGCCUAUAGAAACAUAACUAACCUUUCUCAAGGUUAAUGAGGUAAUGGAUUUCCUUGUUGCACUUAAAUAUCUAAGUAGAAACAUGUACUUGAUGUUGCUAUAAAUAAAUAAAACUCAGAAGAAGAAUCUUA